This is a messenger RNA of Vicia faba (fava bean), 456 nucleotides long. Lineage: Eukaryota; Viridiplantae; Streptophyta; Magnoliopsida; Fabales; Fabaceae. The record is from the annotation of a GenBank genome assembly.
AUGUCGCUUCUGCAACUCCCCGCUAAGCUCUCAACCCCAUUCCUCACCGGCAAUGGAAUCGCCGUCAACCGUUUCUCAAACCCCACUUCCUCAAUCUCCCUUACCCAAACCCGUUCCCAUCCGUUCCCGGCAAUCAAAGCCGUGCAAACAAUGCAAGGAAAGGUCGUAUGCACCACCAACAACAAGACGGUGGCGGUGGAGGUUACUCGUUUGGCAACUGAUAGGAAAUACAAAAAGCUAAUCAGGAUUAAGAAGAAGUACCAGGCUCAUGACCCUGAAAACGGUUUCAAAGUUGGGGACAUUGUUCAGCUUCAUAAAAUUAAGCCUAUUAGCAAGAACAAGUGCUUUCUCGCUCUUCCUGCUCCUGCUCGGAACUCUAAAAAGGGUAACUCUUCCGGUGAGCUUGACAUUCCGCUUCAGUCUCAGCAAGAGGGAGAGAAACAGUCCAAGGAUUAG